AUGGCACUGGACACUGAGUUUGGUGUGAAGGGCAGCAGCAUCAUCAGGGAGUGGAGCGGACAGGUCCAGCCUGCUCUGGUUGCCUCCUUCGUCUUCCUCUUCUGUCUGGAAGCCUGUCUCUGGGUCAGGAACCUCCGGCUCAAGAGGAGGCUGCCGGGACCCUUCGCCUGGCCCGUGGUGGGCAACGCCAUGCAGCUGGGCCAGAUGCCCCACAUCACCUUCGCCAAGCUGGCCAAAAAGUACGGCAACGUGUACCAGAUACGGCUCGGCUGCAGUGAUAUCGUGGUCCUGAAUGGGGACAGGGCGAUCCGUCAGGCUCUGAUACAGCACAGCACAGAGUUUGCAGGCAGACCCAACUUUGUCUCUUUCCAGAUGAUCUCUGGAGGCAGAAGUAUGACAUUUACUAAUUACAGCAAACAGUGGAAAGUGCACAGGAAAAUAGCUCAGUCCAGCCUCAGAGCCUUUUCCUCUGCAAACAGUCAGACCAAAAAAGCCUUUGAGCAGCACAUUACAGCCGAGGCCAUGGAACUGGUGCAGGCAUUUUUGCGCCACAGCACUGAUGGACGGUAUUUUGACCCUUCUCAUGAAUUUACAGUAGCUGCUGCGAACGUCAUGUGCGCUCUGUGCUUUGGGAAGCGAUACGGACAUGAGGACCUGGAGUUCAGGACCCUGCUAAAAAAGGUGGACAAGUUUGGAGAGACAGUAGGGGCUGGCAGCUUGGUAGAUGUCAUGCCCUGGCUCCAGUCCUUCCCUAACCCAGUCCGCAGUGUCUAUGAAAACUUCAAAAACCUCAACGAGGAGUUUUUCACCUUUGUGAAAGAUAAAGUGGUGCAGCACAGAGAAUCCUUUAACCCCGACGUGACCCGGGACAUGAGCGACGCCAUCAUCAAUGUGAUCGAGCACGGGAAGGACAGCGGGCUGACCAAAGACUUUGUGGAAGCAACAAUCACAGAUCUAAUCGGAGCAGGUCAAGACACGGUGUCAACUGUCAUGCAGUGGAUCGUCCUGCUCCUGGCCAAACAUCCUGACGUGCAAGCCAAGAUGCAGGAGCUCAUCGACAAAGUAGUGGGUCAGGACAGACUGCCGUCGAUAGAGGACAGGAGCAGCCUGGCCUACCUGGACGCCUUCAUCUACGAGACCAUGCGCUUCACCAGCUUCGUCCCCGUCACCAUCCCGCACUCCACAACCUCCAACGUCACCAUCGAAGGUCUCCACAUCCCCAAAGACACGGUGGUCUUCAUCAACCAGUGGUCCGUCAACCAUGACCCCCUGAAGUGGAAGGAUCCACAUAUCUUUGACCCCUCACGCUUCCUGGAUGAAAAUGGGGCCCUCGAUAAGGACAUAACCAACAGCGUGAUGAUCUUUUCAACAGGUAAGAGACGCUGUAUCGGCAACCAGAUCGCCAAGGUGGAAGUGUUUUUAUUCACUGCCAUCCUGCUGCACCAGUGCAGCCUCGAGAGCGACCCCUCUGAGCCCCUCACCCUUGACUGCUCCUACGGGCUCACACUGAAGCCCCUGCGACUCUGUGUCAGCGCCAAGCUCAGGGGAAAGCUGCUUGGCUUAGUUUCUCCAGCAUGAACAGCAUGUCCCAAUACUGUGACUCCAGGCCAGCAAACACUUUUCCACCAAUGACAUUUAACAGUGAGUGUCCACAUACAGUACCUGCACUAAAUCCUACUGUUGCGAGAGUUUCAUAUUUAAUACUGAUAUUUAAAGGAUAUCUUUACUGACUGGCUGUAUAGGAAGUAUUGUUGGUGCAGGGAUAAGAAUAUAAUAUCAAAGGUGUCGUGUCAGCUACAGGUAGAAUUCAAGGUUGUGGACUGCUGGGAUCAGGACAAAGGUAUUACAUUUCUGCUUCACAAAAUACUCUGUACUUGAUCAGAUUUUGUACAUAAUCCUGAGUUGUGUGCUUAUUUUGCAUCCACUAUUGAGCAUGUACAUGUAUGGUGUGUGGGCAGGAAUUAGCUUCUUUCUUUAAAUGUCAAUUUAAACUAAUAUAACUGUAUAUGGAAUGCUUGUGAAUGUUACAAAGUCACCUGAUGACUUAUUGUUCUCAACUGUAAUAUGUAAGAAUAUAUUUAACCUUUGCCACAUAAAGCAGUUAUAAGAUAUUUUUUUAUAAUUUCAUAUUUCAGGUAUGACGACAAGUGUAAUGAAAUUUAAUGUAUUUCACUAUCUACUGUACUCAAAGCGUAUGAACACAUUAAACAAAGAAUGCUGAUCAAAGUGUGAGAAGAAAAGGGCUGGCAUGUUUGUGAGGGAGGAAGUCUUUCAUCAAGGAGCAUCCAUCACAGUCUUGAGGAUGAAGAGGAGACAUUGCCGUGAACCGUGAAGACGUCACAAACUUUAUGCACCCAGGGCUCAGUUUUACUGUACAGGCACUGCCGCGACCCAGCGCCAGACACACAAGUCUCACCAGUGCAACGAAAACACAUGUGCGGCAAAUUUCUGUCACUCGCGAGGCAUUCUCGAAAACAUGUUUGUUUACAAAGCAACCUUUUCAAAGCUACAUGGAUGUCACUGCACUCUCUUUAAGCCUCUGCAUUCAGGAAUUGAUGUUACAGUACCCAGGGCAUGUGUUUCUCUGUCGGUGUCAAGGCAACAAAUUAAACUCAGUCGGCCUCGAAUGCUCAAGCAUUCAUCAUAGAGGGUACUUUAUCAAUGUGUUGGCUUUAUAUGAUGGAAAAAUAAGCUAUAUCUGAAAUGAAUAAAGUGAA
This is a messenger RNA of Chelmon rostratus (copperband butterflyfish), 2717 nucleotides long. Its product is annotated as cytochrome P450 1B1-like. Gene Ontology annotation, molecular function: heme binding; iron ion binding; steroid 17-alpha-monooxygenase activity. The transcript has a single exon. Gene Ontology annotation, biological process: progesterone metabolic process; hormone biosynthetic process. The record is from RefSeq and is a predicted model, not a curated record. NCBI's taxonomy places the organism in Eukaryota, Metazoa, Chordata, Actinopteri, Chaetodontiformes, Chaetodontidae. Bases 1 to 1578 code for a protein of 525 amino acids.